CGGCUCUCCGGGCCCGAAGGCCGCCACCGCCACCGCCACGGGCGGCUCCGGGGUCUCGGCGAGCCGGAGCGGGAGGGGAAGAGGAGGGGAAGGCAGCCGAAGGGAGGAGGAGGAGCCGCCGCCGCCAGCCUCGCCAGCCGGCCGGCGGGGCCUGUGCGUCGCGUUGCGCUUUUGGAGAGGUCGCGAUGUUGGAGGCGGCGGCGGAGCCCGGCUGAGGCUGCCAGCAGAACCACGGGUGGGGGAUCAUGGGAGUUGGAGUCCGAUCAGACCCGGAGGGCCGCGCCUUCCUCCUCCUCCUCCCCGCUUUAAAAACGUCAAGGAUGAAUUUGUCUGCAGCCGGAAUGCAACAAGUCUGUAGACUCUGCUGGAUGUCUUGCUGCAGCCUCUUCCCCAACUGGGCGCCCUUGUUAUGUGUGGGACUACAAUUCCCAUCACCCACACCUCGCUGGGAGUUGUAGACCAAGUCAUCCGGAGGCACACCGGGGCAUUGCCCCCUGAGGUUCAAGGUGGAUACAUGGCUGAUAAGACCUUAAAAGGAUGCAGGCACUUCCCCGCCUGUUCUUGACUCUGGUGGUGGUGUGUGCCGGCUCCGUGGCCUACGUCUUGCUUUGCCCCCACUUCUGCAUGCCGUUGUGUUGGCUCAGCUGCCGGCGUCCGGAAGAACAGGAGAGGCAGUCUCCGUCCGUGGCGGGAGCCGCCCAGUUCGAGGGUUACAUCAGCGUCCCCGAUGGGAAGCCGCUGGCUCACGCACCAUGCCGCCAGUGCGCCGUGGUAUCCAGCUCAGGGCAGAUGCUGGGCUCGCGUUUGGGAAAGGAAAUCGACGCGAAGGAAUGCGUCCUGCGGAUGAACCAGGCCCCCACGCAGGGCUACGAGGGGGACGUGGGCGGCCGGAGCACCGUCCGGGUGGUCUCCCACACCAGCAUCCCCCUGCUGCUGAGGAACCAGUCCUACUUCUUCAAGCAGUCCCGCGACACCGUCUACGUCAUCUGGGGCCCUACCAGGCUGAUGAACCGGGAGAAGGUGGGCUUGGCCUACCGGACGCUCCUGAAGGUGAAGGAGAUGUACCCAGGCCUGCGUCUCUACACCCUGACGGAGAAGAUGAUGGCCCACUGCGACGAGCUCUUCCAGCUAGAGACGGGCAAGAACAGGAUGAAAUCCGGCUCCUUCCUCAGCACCGGCUGGUUCACCAUGGUCUUGGCGCUGGAGCUGUGCGAGCAGAUCUUUGUCUUCGGCAUGGUCAACGAGAACUACUGCAGAGAACAGAGCCAACCUCCUGUGCCUUAUCACUACUUUGAGAAGGGCAGACUGGACGAAUGCAAGAUGUACCUGGCCCACGAGCGAGCCCCCCGGGGCGGGCACCGGUUCAUCACGGAGAAGGCGGUCUUUUCGCGCUGGGCGAAGAAAAGGAACAUCGUCUUCACUCACCCCUCGUGGAUGGAUGGGUAAGGGGUACGCCCCCGGCGUACGCACCCUUUUACUGCUGGGAAGGGAAGGUGUCUGUGAUGCCAGUAUCGCUGAUGGACAACGUGACGCCAUUGCGCUGGCCUGGAGAAUCUACUUCGAGAGAGAGAGUCAUCUUUGGGAAGGCGUCUGUUACUGCAAUCCACCGAAAGGGGACAAAAAAGCCGAAAGUUUGGCCCUGCUCUUGAUUUUGGCUUUUCCUGAGCGUGAUAUCGCUGUUUUGUCCAGGACUAGUUGAUCAAGCAGCCUAACCUGGCAAAAAACCAGGGCAGUUGGCUCAUUUUUCCCUUAAUUUUUUUUACCAGCGCAAGGGACCCUUCAACCUUCAACUUUCAGCCUACAGCUCAUGGUUUUCAUAAUACAUCGCUGCUUUUAAUGACGAUACCCACUGCCGGAGGAAAAGAAGGGUGUUAUUAAAAUAUGAGUAAUAUAGGUGCUUUUGACUGGUAGAAGACAAAGAAAGCUUAUUUAGGGGUCCACUGCCAUUUUUUGAGUGAUCCGGGGUGGGAAUAAUUUGAGAUCCAUUGCAGAACCGGAAUGAAGAGGGUGCAACGUGUUUGCUGUGCGGAGACCACAUAUAACUUGUGCCGGCAUAUCGUGAGCCUGGCAUUCUCCUUUUGGGGGGUUUCUGUGGGUUUGAUCUCCCAAAAUCAAUGCGAAAGCUCCGUGUGUGUGUGUGUGUGUGUGUGUGGUUUUGGCAAGCAUUGACUUUCGUACACUUGUAUUUUGAAAGGAGAGGAAGUGGUCUAUUUGAGUUCCGUACCUCUUUCUCCCCUUUCCCUUCCGUCGCCCGCAUUUUUAAAAUUUUCAACUUGAGAAUCAA
Messenger RNA from Elgaria multicarinata webbii, 2284 nucleotides. RefSeq names its product ST6 N-acetylgalactosaminide alpha-2,6-sialyltransferase 4 (gene ST6GALNAC4). Gene Ontology annotation, molecular function: alpha-N-acetylgalactosaminide alpha-2,6-sialyltransferase activity. The transcript is spliced from 8 exons. The record is from RefSeq and is a predicted model, not a curated record. NCBI's taxonomy places the organism in Eukaryota, Metazoa, Chordata, Lepidosauria, Squamata, Anguidae. Bases 538 to 1446 code for a protein of 302 amino acids. Gene Ontology annotation, biological process: oligosaccharide metabolic process; ganglioside biosynthetic process.